Molecule: messenger RNA, 2213 nt
Organism: Boeremia exigua
Lineage: Eukaryota; Fungi; Ascomycota; Dothideomycetes; Pleosporales; Didymellaceae
Exons: 2
Coding region: 400-1980 (526 amino acids)
Molecular function (GO): protein binding
Source: RefSeq, a predicted model, not a curated record
ACAGGGCGGCACGCAUUAAAGGCGAAGCAUCCACAGUAGCGCAGGUGAUGAUAAUUCAAAUCGUCAUCUACAAUUGGCAAGAUGGCGAGGCGAGAGUAGGCUGGGUGAAUUCCUGGAAACGGCCUGAGCUCCUACGCGCUUGCCGUACCGAGACCUGACUUCGUUCGUCUCCACACCCGUGAACCGCGUCGACGUGCCUCAAAAUCGAGUCUGACCUGAUGGCCGCGUCUCUCUGACCUCCUUCUAGCCCUGCACGAGACUUUUCUCAACCCGCACUCCUUUGACAGUGUUCAGUGCUCCCGGCAUCACGCUUGGCUAGCCGCCCUCGGAACACGUCCACGCAGGUCAGAGCCGUCGACACGCCGCGUGCCUCACGUCUCGAGCAGCUCAGCAGGCGACAUGGACUCCAGCCCGAGCAAGCUGGCGCAGCAAUUGCCGUCGGCAUCGACGCCCAAGUCGCUGUCGUCGCACUCGCAGAAGCCGUCGCUGCUCCCCGCUUUUGGCGAGGACAACUUCUCGUCAUCGCCAUUUCCGCGUCCCGGCUCCUCAAAACGCAAGUUUGACGAGGACUCUCCAUCAUUCGCGAGACACCAGCUCAAGUACUACCCCACUCCUGUCCCUACCUCGUCGACCGGCAUUCUCAAUCUCUCGUCGCCGCGUCACGUAAGGCCGGUCCUGCAACGCGCCGUGUCGGCUCUCUCAGAGCGGAUCCCCCUCGGCGCCGUGCCUACUGUCGACCUCCCUGCGAAUGGAGAGCUGCUUCGUAUGGGGCGGUCGUCAAACUCUGCAGACUAUCAGCUGUCCACGAAUCGUCUCAUCUCACGCGUUCACGUCCAAGCCGCCUAUCACGCGCCCGAUUCGGCCUAUCCUCGCGGGCACAUCGAUGUCGAGUGCCUAGGAUGGAAUGGAGCAAAGGUUCACUGCGGCGGCAGUGUGUUCGAGCUGGCGAAAGGAGACACGUACGUCUCAGAGAAUCCGGAAACGGAGAUCAUGCUGGACGUGCAGGACACUCGUGUCGUGAUUGCUUGGCCAAUCAUCCCGGUAUCCAAGUUCUCGUGGGAGUCGGAGGAGGAAGACAUGCCUACACCCACACGUCGUAACACACAGGGUGCCUUCGACUCCAGCCCUCCUGUCAUCCCCCGCUCCCCCGUGUCGCAGAGCCCAAUGCGUCAGCCUGUUUUCGACGCGCUUGGCCCCAAUGCCCCGGUGGGUGGUGUCCAGGUAUUCGAGGAUGUCGAUGUGCAAGAUGAAGGCUCUACUCUCUUGGAUCCUGAGAUGACCUUCAUACGCCCUACGGUCUCGCCCAUUGGCUCGAGCCAGGAGGCUGCUGCAAAGGGUAAAGGCCCUAAGACCAGCUUCACGUCGUCGUUCGGCGAGGAUGACUAUUCUGAUAAUGACGAAGAGAAUGACCCUGUCGUUCACUCGUUUGGUCCAUUCGGCCAGAACCUACUCAGCGGACUUGAGUCCUUCUCCACCGCUACACCUGGGCUUUUGAAUACGCCGCAGCCUCCUCGCAAGCCACUGGUGUCGCCAUCCGCGAGACCGGCUUCUUUCGACGCUAUUCGCUUCAGGGAGUCCCCUAUCAAGAACCACGUCAUCAAUCAGCUGGCAUACUCCCGCGUUCACUCCCACCCCUUAUCGACUAUCCACAGCAACCUUCCUGCUGAACUCAAAGCUUGUUUCAAUAAGGCCAAGGGCGUCGAAGAUCAGAAGGAGCGUAGCCGUUCGGCAACACCACUGCCGGAGUUGUCGCAGUCCGACCUGAAGAGUAUAUUGGAACAGACUUCUUGCGUCGGAGAGAUCCCACGCAUGGGCAAAGAUGCCGCCGGCAAGCCGCUGGAGAGCGAGUACUACUAUGUUCCAGAGAUGGACCCCGAUCAGAUGAGGCGAGAGACUAUUCAGGCUGGCAUGCGCAGCACUGGCCUCCGCUCCGUCAGGAAGACACACAAGCAAUACUACUGGAAGAAACCCCGCGUAUGAGCACAUCCUACCUACCUCCAGUAAGACAACUCUAGGACUUCCUGAUAUUGACAGGCGAUUGCUCUUCAGUCUAUAACCCCCCCACAAACUACACGAUGUUCCGAUUCCUUCACUGCAUAGCAAGGCGUUCACGAUACCAUUUCUUCUACUUGGUGUCCGUUUCCGAUGUUCCGAUUCCCUUUUCCUGUUUUCUGCUCGGUUCUGUACCACCAUCUACCAAAUUGCUUAAUGGG